This is a messenger RNA of Dreissena polymorpha, 1092 nucleotides long. RefSeq lists its product as uncharacterized. Gene Ontology annotation, molecular function: protein dimerization activity. The transcript has 7 exons. Bases 1 to 795 code for a protein of 264 amino acids. Lineage: Eukaryota; Metazoa; Mollusca; Bivalvia; Myida; Dreissenidae. The record is from RefSeq and is a predicted model, not a curated record.
AUGGAUCUACAGACACCUCCUGCAAAGAGGCAGAGAUUAGUGGAAGGGGAAGGUUGUAGCCAUGGGAACGGAUUGCGCCUCUGUUAUGACUGGGAACAAGUCAGGGGUUGUCGAACGUGUAAGAAAAUACACAAACCGGCCUUUCAUUUUCACCAUCCAUUGUUCAGCUCACAGGUACAGUCCACUCAACAGAGCAAAUUUGAAAGCAUUUUUCCAGACGUUGGAUCUAAAGAUGAAAAUUCAAACCAGAGUCGGAGGGACAAGGUGGCUUCCUCACACGAAGAAGGCCAUCGAUCAUGUUCUGUAUGGGUACAAUGUCAUCAUUCAGCAUCUAGAACAGACUUUGGAGAUGAAGCAGUUGCGGAAAUUGCUAGGAUCUGUGAACCCGCACUGGUUGCACAGAAUGAGGAAAUCGACAUAGCAUCAAUAGAAAUUGAAUGGGUGCGAUUCAAGACAGAAAUUUAUAACAGGAAGCACUGUGAUGAAUAUGUUAGAAAGAUGUCUUGGUGUGAGCAGUGGGAGAAGCAUGAGAAAUACCCAGGUCUAAUCAGUCUAGUCAAUCUUCUACUGCCAUUCCUUUCUAGCUCGGUGGAUGCUGAACGAGGAUUUUCUAGAAUGAAGCUGGUUAAGAAUGACUGGAGGUCUUGUCUAGGUGAAAGCACUUUAAGUGACCUGAUGCUCAUCUUCUCAGAGUGUGAAAGUGUGAGGAAGUAUGACCCAACAGAUGCAGUGAAUUGGUGGAACUCAUCUGGCAAAAGGUCACCAUUCUACAAUGAUCAAAAAAGCCUGCCGUAAUUCAUGAGUACGUGUGUGACGCCGCAAAAGAGGAUGUCUUUUGGUUGCUGAAAUUCUUCAGGAUGAUGAAAUGCAACAUGAGCAGGAACCCAGUGUAGAGGACUCCGAGUCUGAAGAUUAUGACUGUGACUUUUACGGACAGGAUUUUACAUUGUUACAAAACAGAGCAUAUAAGCUGAUGAUGGACUUGGUUGAUCAUGAUUAAAAUCUGAAAAAAGUGUUACAAUAGAAAGAUUUGAUUCUGUUGCAAACUUAAGAUGGAAUUACUGGUAGUUAAUUAAAGAAGUAUACAAAGUU